Messenger RNA from Amoebophrya sp. A25, 3901 nucleotides. NCBI's taxonomy places the organism in Eukaryota, Dinophyceae, Syndiniales, Amoebophryaceae. The record is from the annotation of a GenBank genome assembly.
AUCUAGCAUCUUCUCCUGAACUCAUAAAAUCAUGUCUUCUGGUACAUCCCCGAUCUUUCUGACGGCUUUGUUCGUCUACUACAUUUUCAUCGGGUCCGCUUCGAUUCUCGCAGUCAAAUUCAGCGAGGAAGGCGGAAAAGAAAAGCUCAGCUAUAAUACUGCAGUGGCAGUGUUUUUAAGGAAUAAUCUCAAGAUCAGAGAGAGUAGACAACUUGUCCCCCUUUUGAGCGGCAACAACAUCAUAUCCAGCCUAUACGCUCACUCCGUCAUAAGUGAGCCUACUUCUAUCCUAUCCUAAUAUCUCGAAGAUCUCUAAUGUUCUUUAUCGAGUUCUUCAAGCUCGUUGCAGCAAUUCUUUUCGACCGUUUAGGCUACUGCGGGAGCUCUUCGGAGAGUAAGCGGUCUACGACGCUCGCGAAUUGGGCACGAUAUGGCGGUCCUGCCUUGCUCUACGCUGUCUGCAACAAUCUCGCGUUUGUUGCUAUUACACUUUAUGGAUAGCAAUUUGCAACGAAUACGAAAGUGCUGCCUCCUACUAGCUGUCGCUUCUUUCAUCUGAUAGACAUAGACUAUCUAGAAGUAAAUCUACCUAGUGAAAGUCGCGAACAAGAGGAAACUUCAUGAAGAUUAGAUACUGAAGAUUGUCCUUCCUGAAAAAAUGAUCUACCUAGUGAAAGUCGCGAACAAGAGGAAACUUCAUGAAGAUUAGAUACUGAAGAUUGUCCCUCCUGAAGAUCAUGCCCUGCAUCUUCAAUACCUUGUUGCCCUGAUCUUCAUCCCCUGUCCUCUCUAACACCUGCUCGGCCCCGCCAUGUUUAGUCUCUUCGUGAACAGCAAGAUCCUGUUUGCAGCAGUUGCGGGUGCCCUUCUGCUCAAGCAGAAGUUUACGACUAUUCAGUGGCUGGGUUUGGUGAAUCUGGUCUUCGCCUUGAUCGUAUCGAAAGUUCGAAUGCUCGGUGGAUCUGACUGUCCGGCGAAGGCGCUGUUGAGGAAUUUGGUAAUAUGGACGACAUGUGCGGAUUUUAGUAAAUUCCAGAUUUUCUUGGUAGAGCUAAGUAGUAAGUUGUACAAGAAAUACAACAUAGGCAUAGGCUUGUCCUCAACUCUUCAUCUGAUGGACCGCAACUACUCACCAGGCACAACGAUAAAUAGUCCACCUCUUUUCUUACGCCUCCUUUCAUCACUUUCGUCCUCCAUCGAAGACGCAAAUGGAAGUGCAGCAGAGCCGCAGCCGCUUGUCGACGACAGCAUUCUUUUCGCAGACCACAGUUUCCAGAGCGCGCAUUUCGGACAGAUCGCCGUUGAUGGUAUACAGAAGGUGAUAUCUUCUUUCGGAGGAAGCGCUUUUUUUUCUCCAAUGAUGGCAUUGCAGGCUUCGUCUGCAGACGAGAUCAUGGAAUCGUCGGGAGCUUCUGCUCGUUCGUUACAAGAAGGCGCAGCAAAGGCUACUGGAGAAGCUGCGAGGACAGGAGCUAAGGUUUGCUGGUGAAUCUAGUCAUUUAGAGGGAAACUAGUACAUGAUCAUUGAUCAAAGACAAAAACCACACGACGCUCCCGUCCUCUGUCCACGUCGUAGGGUAAAAAAAAAUGGAGAUGGAAGAUCCAAGUGUAAGAACUGGUGGGCUAUCUUCUUCGUACAAGAACAAUCUGCACGAGAACUAUCGUACCCUCUCCUACUACCCAGCUCUAAUGUACUAGCAUCACCAGCAGAGCAAUUUGGAGCAUUCUUUUUAGGGUUCAUUUGCGUGAUGAUCAUGAGCGUCGGGAGCGGGUUAUCCGGCGCGGUCAAUGAUUAUGGUGCGAAGGUGGAUUUCGGUGUCGAUCUUGAUGUGAUACUCGGACUAGAAUACAUCCUGGAGGAUGAAUCAUUUUCUUGUUCUUAACCACUGAGAAAAUGAAAAGAUUCUUUUAGAGGUAGGUGUAGUUGUUCGUUCUAGUAUUACGCAAGUUAGAGUCCUCACCACUGUGAUGAAGCAAGUUCUCAAGUUGCCAAAAAUCAUUGAUAUAGGCAAUAGAGGUGAAAAAAUAGGCAAUACUAGAGGUAUUGAUAUUGUGCUUGAUAUAAUAGGCAAUAGAGGUAAAAAUACAGGCAAAAGAGUAGGCAAUACUAGAGGUAUUGAUAUUGUGCUUGUGGAGUCUUCUAACACCCGUGGCUCCUGAAAGCCGUCGAUAGUGACGUUCCGCUGAUGCGCAAGAAUGCUUGGGGGUAUCAAUGGGGAUGCCUCCUCAAUUUUGUCGGGAUCAUCUUCUUUCAGUCAGGCAAGGACAAUCCGAUGAUGGGAGUUUUCGACGGCUUUUCGAUCAAGGUCUGGUUGAUUGUUAUGGCGAGGACAUGAUUGAAGAGGUUCUUCUUUUUGAGUGCAAGAGUUCGUUGGUGAUCUUUAUCUUCUAACAGGGGAGAGUUGACCUCAAGCACCCUCACUGUCUAUUCUACAGAUCAUGACCUGCGGUUUUCAGAAGUGGGGUUGAAGCUCUUUAUACAUCAGAUUAGUUUAUAGCACGCAUGGUGCAUGGAGUAGCAUGGAGUGCAUGGAGCGCAGAGCUUUAAGGGGCGCAAGAAGCUCUCCCUUUGGCUCCAUGCUACUCCAUGUGAUCCAGGCACUCCAUGCCGUGCGAGCUGUGAAACCUUAUAUAUAAAUUGCUCUGAUACAUUCACUCUAACAGGCUUUUCGUCAACGUUGCAUUGGGUCUUACGGUUAGCCUGGUGCUAAAGUACCUGGACAACGUUAUCAAGUGCAUUGGGGGCGUCAUGAUCAUUUUUGUCUGCGCUUUGGCGUCUUUAUGAAAAUCAAAAUCUACUUUCACGAAGAUCUUCACGUUGAAUGGUUCCGGUAUUUGGUAACCUGAUAUGAUUGUACAUGAUAAUUUUAAUUACCGCGUCACCUCAGCACCAGCACCACGCAAAUAAGAAAGUAUAACUUGUAGUUCGUCCUCAUCUUGGACUACUUUCUAAUGUCCGCCGUCCUUUUCGACCAGCCAUGUACCCCCGAGUUUCUCGUCGCCGCAUGCAUUUUCGGCAUAAGCAGCUACUUGUACAUCGGAGCGCACAAUAAGGUCUUGUUGGCGGCUCAACAGGCAGAAGAGGACAAGGCGGAGCAGCAAACAGGGAAAGACUACCUCUAUGGCACGCCAAGUCGACAUGAAUAUGGCACAGCUGUCGUGGUCUACUGAUGUUCGUUCUAUUUUAUAGUCCUCCUGAGGACUGAUACCUCCGUAUAUUAAUUGGUUUACAACUCUUCUAAGACAAGGACGAACAGAUGUUGGUCGUGGACGUGGAUAAAGCAGAGUUGCCUGACGACACCGCACCCUUCAAAGACGACGGUUCAUUGAAAAUAUUCGGUCGAAGGGAAGGGGGGCUUUGAUGAACGGUCUGGAAAAAUCACUCUGUACAACUUACUUAAUAUGUGCAUUUUUGCCAUUUUUGCAGUACAACUGUCAGCAAUUCUUAAGCGUCCGGUCCCUCUCUUAAAUCUAAGAUGUUGAAGUGAUGGAAGAGCUGCAGACCAGCAUGCUUUAUCGACCAUCGACGUCUUGGAGGAACUAAUGGUCCUCCUAAUUCCUGAGGUAGCAUAUUCAAAAUAUUCGUUCGGACGACCUGCUGCUCGUCCUCUGAUUUCUUAUUGUAUACUAUGGUCCUCCUGGUGCAGGUGGUGUUUUGUACUAAAAACUUACUAUUUCUCUUGACCACCAUCAUUUCUAUCAUCUACACCCAGCCCCGCCAGGUAAAGGUGAUGAUCCAUGUUGACUAUAUUUUUUCUAAAUUGAGGACUCGUCAUCAUUUCAUGUCAGCAAAACAAUAGAUUGUCUUCCAAAGAUAAGAGUUUGAAAUGUAAUUGAAUCUAUAACGUCAGCGUCAGGAAACUGCUUUAUUGUGUGACAACGAUAAAAAUUUUGAAGCGAU